UUCAAAAAUCAAAAGAAAUAUAAAUCCAGCACGUAAUUGCAUCAUUUAUAAACACCAUCGUAAUAUUGCCGUUUAUUUGCAAGUCGACACAGUUUUGAGUGAGGUGUUAUUAUUGAUCAGUCGCCAGUUCAUAUUUUUGAGUAUAUACAAAUACAUCGGUGUUCGUAUCAACUUAUAUCAAAACCAUGCAAUUGACACAGAAACAAGCUGACGAAUUUUGGAACAUUGCCGACGCUGAUGGAAAUGGCCAGAUGCAGAUCAACGAACUCCAUAUGGCACUGAAAAAAUGCGGUGCAAAAAUUUCGGAUAAGGAACUCGCGAAAAUGUUUUGCGACAUUGAUAAAAGUGGCGACGACAUUAUUACUAAGAAAGAGUUCGUAGACGAAAUGGUAAAUAAAGUCAACCGAGGAGAUGCUAUGUGCAAGUUGUUUAAGAAAUAUGAUGCCAGUGGUGACGGUAAACUGAGCCGAGAUGAAGUUGCUAAGCUGCUUGCAGAGUCCUACAAAGCUAAAGACCCAAAAGAAGUUUUGGAUGAUUUUCUGAAGUAUGCUGAUACCAGUAAUGAUGGAGUAAUCACCUAUGAUGAGUUUGAAAGCUUUUUUGGCUAACUUUUGUGAAGCUGGCAGUUAAUUACUAUAUACCGACAUAUAAAAAGGUGCUACAAGAAAUUUAAAAUGAUGCAUGCAUAUUCAUAAUCGCUAUCUUAAAAGAAAUAUUAAGCAUAAAUGUUUUCAAAAUAUUGAAGCAUUACGUGCUUUGAAUCUGCUAUGUUUUGUAAAUACAUGAACAUAUGAUAGCGAGAUCGUAGAGCAGGUCCUUUUAUAACUGUCAUUAAUAACAGCAACUCAAGUAUGUUUAAAAGUACCGGUAUGAUAUAUUUAAAAAAAAAUGACUGCAAGUUCUUUACUAAGGUAAGGAUAUCAAGAUUGUUAAGAUUUUAUUUUACAACUAUGCCCAUAUGGGCAUAUCUCUUGACAACAAUAGCUAUGAAGAAAAUAUAUGUGAUAAACAUUCAUCUAAACAUGUAAAAAAUUCAACCUCAUCAUGCUGAGUAUCCGAAAUGAACCCGUCCACACUGGUGGCAAAUAGAACCGCACACAGUGUUUGCAAAUGGACCUGUC
Messenger RNA from Ruditapes philippinarum (Manila clam), 1121 nucleotides. Its product is annotated as calmodulin-like protein 5. Gene Ontology annotation, molecular function: calcium ion binding. Bases 186 to 608 code for a protein of 140 amino acids. The transcript has 4 exons. The record is from RefSeq and is a predicted model, not a curated record. NCBI's taxonomy places the organism in Eukaryota, Metazoa, Mollusca, Bivalvia, Venerida, Veneridae.